Messenger RNA from Trichobilharzia regenti, 1430 nucleotides. Lineage: Eukaryota; Metazoa; Platyhelminthes; Trematoda; Strigeidida; Schistosomatidae. The record is from the annotation of a GenBank genome assembly.
GCACAAACUAUUGCUCACAAUCAUCUAACUGUGUAAUGUCAAUCUGAUUUCAAAUUCUGCUUCAGCCUCAUGUUAGCCUCAUGUUCACGCAAAAGAAAGUCUGCCAAUCACAGUCUGCGUAAGUGACCUUCAGGAGCUCGGCCUUUAUGCGGAGCAGCGUGCGUCUGUUGCAAUUUAGCUGAUAUAUUUCUUGACUUUUCUGUCUGUCUUUACUGUGGGAAUGCAAAUAAAGUAUUGUGGACAGGCAAAAGUCAAUGGCUAUGGUGUUUCAUUUCUCUAUGAGUCGGGUUCCCUCCUCGUUGUAGCCCAUAAAGAUGGGUUUUGGUGUUUACUGGGUUUGUUCAUUUCUUUUCUUUACAAAUAAUGGCAGUGGAUGGCAAGGAAUUGGAUGUGAUGUGUGACUCAGUUAAGCAGUCACGAGAGCAGUACAUGCAAAAUUUUUUUGAAUCGUUUAGUUCCACUGAUCCGUCGCGGUAUUUCUCUUUAUCAGAGGAUGGUCUAGACUUGAAGUUUGUAUGGUCUAAAGAAAUCAAGAAUGGCAUCAAAAUUGUUCUCGGGUCUUUUCGUUUACAACGUGCACAAGAUACUUUGAAGUUUGUAGGGGAAUUUACAUUUAAAUUCGUCGCUGGUUGUACUGGUUUAUUAACUUGUUUGCAAGAUACGAAGAAGGAAAACGAAAUCCUUAGGUCGUUAGCAGAAGUUUCGACAAAGAGGUACAAAGAAUUGGUGUCAGAAAUGGAGGAUAAAGAAACAGUCCUGCUUUCGAAAUUCUCAGCCGUUUUGAAUGAAAAAAAGAGAACGAUAGAUAGCCUUAAGAGAUACCCACAAUGUAUGUCUUAUGACAAUGGAAACGCACCAGACACACCGCUAAUGCAUUCUACUGCGGUGUUUGAGCAGGAUGCAGAUGACUUGAUACCCCCAAAAAGUCGUAAACUUUCGAGCAGUAUGGUUGUUAGAAGUUUUCGUAAAUGAGUGUUGAAGUGAAACCUCGCUUCUUCAUUUUAUUCAGUGAUGUGGCGAUAUUCAAGAGCCUACGUUGAUUUGUUUGUUGCUGGUUGUUUUCGAUGGCAGUUCCACACUGAAUAUUUUGUAAAAGGCAAAUUGGUCCGGUGUCUUUCACAGUCUGUAAAUAAUACGUAUAUCUUUGGCAGUGUCGAUAUAUUUGCUUUCAUUUUCUUCUAUUGUACUACAGAUAUCUUCAUAGUUCUGUGACAUGUCUGUCUAAAGGCAUCCCAUACUUCUGGGUUCCGACCACUCCCCUGCAAAAUGUAUGAUUUUUCACUUGGAUUACAUGAUUUUCUAUUGAUGAGUUUAAUGCUUACUCUGUAUUUGUAUAUGUAAUGAAAAAAUAUGCUUGUACAUAUUUUGUGCGACAGUUGUUAAAUAUACGAUAACACUGAAUAUUAUCAAAUUAAAACAGUGGUUAAUAA